This is a messenger RNA of Aaosphaeria arxii CBS 175.79, 1511 nucleotides long. Its product is annotated as glycosyltransferase family 8 protein. Gene Ontology annotation, molecular function: glycosyltransferase activity. NCBI's taxonomy places the organism in Eukaryota, Fungi, Ascomycota, Dothideomycetes, Pleosporales. The transcript is spliced from 3 exons. The record is from RefSeq and is a predicted model, not a curated record. Bases 93 to 1190 code for a protein of 365 amino acids.
CCUCAUGGUCUUUUGAAUUUUGAUGCUCCUCGUUGCUGCCCGCUUGAUAUUGAUAUUGCAGGGUUAAGCAGCAAGGAGGAACAGCGGCUAGCAUGGCACUUGUACGGCGCUUCCAAUCGAUUAUCAUCGCCGUUCUCUCCGUUUUUCUCCUUCUUUUAGCAUUUCAAUUUCUCGCAGCAAAUGUUUCAUUCGCGCUCGUUGAAUCAGGCGCAAACAAUGCUUCAAUACAACUAGUGCAUCCAGGUUUGCGCCCGUAUGUCCCAGACCAUAUCUGGUGGACUUCGGAGACCAAACUUGAACCAAAAUUUGCUUACGCCCAGUACGCAACUGACGAAGCAUAUUUCUGUAAUGCGCUCAUAAAUGCGAAGAGGCUGAAAGAGUUCGGUGCUACUGCUGAUGUCGUGCUCAUGUACCCUUCCGACUGGGAUGCAAAGCCUUCAGAUUCCGUGAAUGCUAAGAUGCUUACAUAUGCUCGAUCUACGUUCCCCAACAUCUACCUUGAGCCUGUCGAUAGGAUUUCUACAUCAUCAGGCGAUCCCACAUGGGCGCAGUCCCUGACUAAAUUCAACGCGUUCCGGCUGUCCAACUACUCGCGGGUCUUAUAUUUCGAUUCGGACUCCUUAGUACUAAACUCCCUGGAUCACUACUUUCUCGCACCGCUAUCUCGGCUGGCUGUUCCUCGUGCGUAUUGGCUCAACGACAUUGACUCGGCAUCCAUCGCCGAACAGACAAUAUGCUCCCACGUCAUGUUACUGCAGCCAGAUCAGUAUUACUACGACACCAUUAUGAACGAGACUCAACGAUCCAAGAACUUCGACAUGGAAGUCAUCAAUUCGCUAUUCAAAGGAUCGGCCAUGAUUCUGCCACACCGCCGGCUCGCACUACUCACAGGAGAAUUCCGUACUCGCGACCACCAGAAGUAUUUGCGCGAGGAGCCAGACGCCGAAUGGAAUGCGAUGGCGGAAGUGAGCAGAAGCGUCCUCGUGCAUUUUAGUGAUUGGCCGCUACCAAAGCCGUGGAAGCCACGAUCCCAGCAGCAGUGGGAGGAUGCACAGCCUGCUUGUGAUGAAAACGAUGAGCGGGAUAAAGAGAAAGAGGAUAGGCCUCCCUGUGCAGAUCGAAUGAUGUGGUCCGGGUUUUACGAGACGUAUGACAUGGAGAAACAGAAAGUAUGCGAAGGGAAGUGGUAGGCGCCAAUAUAAUGAAAUGAAUAGCUUUGCUAGGAACUGUCUUCGCGUUUGUGAAAGUGAGCUUACGAGGAUGACCAUUCAUUGCUGGCUACUUUAUCCCACCAUCUGUCAGUCCUAGCUGAAGUCUCCCUAGUUCGGUUAUACUCAUGGCCGGCAUUAUUUUUGAUCAGGCCAGAUAUCUCGCCAACAAAUGCGGUGCGUAUUGUAUGCUUUGCACCACACUGCGUUUACCCUUAUCCCAGACGAGUCGACAUCCUUUAUGGCUACAUCAUGUCUACCUAAAUACAAUAUAGCCUCCAACCAGAAACUGCAAAGUAUCAG